Strongyloides ratti is the source of this 1101-nucleotide messenger RNA. Its product is annotated as Tartrate-resistant acid phosphatase type 5. NCBI's taxonomy places the organism in Eukaryota, Metazoa, Nematoda, Chromadorea, Rhabditida, Strongyloididae. Gene Ontology annotation, molecular function: ferric iron binding; ferrous iron binding; acid phosphatase activity. The transcript is spliced from 4 exons. The record is from RefSeq and is a predicted model, not a curated record. Bases 1 to 1101 code for a protein of 366 amino acids.
AUGCAGUUACUUUUUUCAACAUUUUUAUUUUUAUAUAUUAUUAUAUAUCUAACUAUUGCCUUUAAAAAUUUUACACCAUCAGCAAGACUAAAAUGUACAGGAGAUAACUUUUGUAUUAUUAAUGAUGACAUAAUAAGAUUUUUUUUAAUUGGUGAUAUUGGAGGUGAUCCAAUAUAUCCAUACUCGUCAUAUGCUCAAAGAAAAGUAGCAAAUGCUAUGAAUGAAUUGUGUAUUGAAAAAAAAUAUACAUUUGUUAUAAAUACCGGUGACAACAUUUAUUUUAAUGGUGUUGAACAUAUAUUUGAUAGCCGGUUUGAUGAUACUUUUGAAUAUGUUUAUGAUAAAGAUUAUUUAAAAAUGCCAUUUUAUAUGACUUUUGGUAAUCAUGAUUAUUUAGGAAAUACUAAAGCACAAAUAAAUUAUACUUACCAUAGUAAUAAAUGGACAUUUCCUAAUUAUUACUAUACAAUUAAUUAUCAUCUAAAAAAUGAAACAAAAAUAAAAUUUUUAAUGAUCGAUACAAUUCAAUUGUGUGGAAAUACAAUUGAUAUUGAUGGAAGUAAUAUUAUAUCAUGGAUAAAAGCUGAUCAUCAUGAUCCAUCUGGUCCAGAUGAUGUAAAUUUAGCCAAUGAACAAUGGGAGUGGAUUAAAAAUGAACUCGAAAAUUCUAGUGAUAAUUAUUUAUUUGUGGUUGGACAUUAUCCAGUAUAUUCUAUAUCAGAGCAUGGACCAACAAAAUGUCUCAUAGAUAAAUUAGAUCCACUUUUAAGAAAGUAUAAUGUUACGGCAUACUUUGCUGGUCACGAUCAUAAUUUACAAGAUCUACUAGUUUAUGAUAAAGAAUCAGAAACAUACAUGUCAUAUAUAAUAUCAGGUGCCGGUUCCAAGACUGAUAGAUCCAAAAAAAACAAGAAUAAAAUUUCAGAUGAUUCAGUUAGAUUUUUUUAUCCACAAAACUUUAAUCCAUUUGGACAAUUAGGUUUAAGUGAUGGAGGUUUUAUUAGUGUUGAAGUAAAAAACGAUCAAGCAGUACUUAUUUUUUAUUCUGGAAAUGAAUCAGAAUUACAUAGGAUGUAUCUUUAUCCAAGAUUUAUCAAUUAA